UACAUAAGUGUUAAAUGAUUAUUAUUGGUCGGUAGAAUGACUUGUAUGUAUUGUAUGAUUUGUCUCUUAGUAUACAUACGCAUGUAUAUGUCCUAGUUGAGUGUAAAUAACUAUGUCCUUCAUGUGCUAUACUAACAAUGUAUUGUGUAUCUACGUUGGAUAGAUCAGUAAUAAUUAUGGAUUGCUUCAUUACAUUCCUUUAACGGACACGUUCUCUUACAAUUCAAAGAAUAGUUUAGAAAACAUUACUACAUAAUAUGUAUUGUGAAAGAAUAAAAGUAUUUCUUCUACUAUUUCUUACUUCAAUACUUGUAUAUUAUUAUUGCGGAACAAACAUAUAUUCAAUAGUAAAUGAUCAUGACGUCAAUAUCUCAUCAUUGGAAACCAUGACACCUUCUUUAUCAGCUAGAGAAGCUAAUGACUCUUUUAUGAAGUUGAAUAGAAAAAGGUAUUAUACACGCGAAAAUUCUGAGAAAGGAUAUGAAAUACAUGCAGGAACAUAUAAUCGGACGAAUAUAUGGUCUUUCGAUAAAGACACGAAGCAAUAUAAAAAUAGGAAUGUGAUUUUGGAAGUGAAUGAUAAAACACAGUCUUCGCAAUCAUUUAGUAAAUUUCUGACUCAAAGAAUUGCAUAUAAUACAAAUGCUAAUACGAGGGAGAAUUUGCCGAAGAAUAGUCAGAAAAAGGUGAAAAUACUGAGACAUGCGUUGUUCAUUAACAACUUAUCGAAUCAAAAUGAAGAUAAUGGUUAUUCCAAGAGUAUGAAUAAGAAAAAAAAAUAUUGGGUAUCAUUUCAGGAUGAAGAUGAAUCAAAUAUAAUGGAAUUAAUUAUUUUUAAUAUAAAUCAUGGGCCAAAUGUCUAUCGCUCAUACAAUAAUUAUUCACAUUGAUACUGAUCUUUAUAUUGUGUUCAGUUUUUUAAAUUUAUUAAUUUUAUUAAUUUAUUAAAUUUAUUAAUUUUUAAUUAAUUUAACAGCAUAACCUAUAAUUAUUUUAUAAAAGCAGCACGUUCUUAAAUUUUACAUAGAUCUUAAGCUGAAUUAUAGACUUUUAUGAUUUAUGACGUGUGAUUUAUGAUUGUUUAUUUUUUAAAUACUCUAUUCCUAUAUUAAACGAAGAAGUAUUUGUUUUACAAUCAUCAAAUUAUCUUUCUUUAACAUUUUGUAACUGUAUUGUAAGUAAUGUACCUAAAUACUGUGAUAUAAAUACUGUUAACCAAGUGUUUUUUUGAAAUAAUAAUUUCCAGAAUAAUUUCUUUUCAUUACAUUUACAAUAUCUCUAUAAUAUAAUAAUAUACGCUUUUGGUAAUAUAAUUUACAAAUUGAGAAAAUAUACCUACUGGUUUUUGUGAACUGUAGAUUGUUUGAACAAUUAAUAAAGUCGUUGUUAUAAUGUGUAAGCGGAAAGUUAUUGCCAGUUGAAAAUUACCUUUCUGUACAAAAUCUGACAAUGAUGCAAAAUAAA
This is a messenger RNA of Bombus pascuorum, 1464 nucleotides long. RefSeq lists its product as uncharacterized. The transcript has 2 exons. The record is from RefSeq and is a predicted model, not a curated record. NCBI's taxonomy places the organism in Eukaryota, Metazoa, Arthropoda, Insecta, Hymenoptera, Apidae. The coding region runs from base 258 to 890 and encodes 210 amino acids.